CUAAGCUUAAAUCCAAAUAAACCCAUCUUCUCUCUCUCUCUCUCUCUCUCUCUCUGAGAACUUAGAAUUCAUUGAGGAUUAAUGGAAGUUCAAGCGAUCAGAGGUUGUGGAUCUGCAAAACAUGAUACGAGUUCUGAAGAGGGCAUGGACAUCAGGAGAGGUCCAUGGACAGAUGAAGAGGACUUCACGCUCAAGGGUUAUGUCACCAUCCAUGGUGAGGGUCGCUGGAACUCCGUUGCACGCUGCACAGGUUUGAAGCGAACGGGUAAAAGCUGCAGAUUAAGAUGGUUGAAUUACUUACGCCCUGACGUUAAACGCGGGAAUAUCAGCCUCCAAGAACAGCUAUUGAUUCUUGAUCUUCAUUCUCGUUGGGGCAAUAGAUGGUCCAAAAUAGCACAGUAUCUGCCUGGAAGAACAGAUAAUGAGAUAAAAAACUAUUGGAGGACCAGGGUCCAAAAGCAGGCUAAGCAACUCAAAUGUGACGUAAACAGCAAACAGUUCAGAGACGCCAUGCGUUACGUAUGGAUGCCCCGGUUGAUGGAGCGAAUCCGGGCUGAAUCCGAAUCCAACUCGGAUGAACCCACCACUGGAUACAGUACUCAAUCUACAACUGAUCACUUCCCCAACAAUUCGACAGGACUCAACUCCUCAUAUCAAGUCGAUACGUCUCUGUCCGAACCAGUUGAACCCUACUUCAUGCAUGCAGUAUUGAGUGAUUCCCCGGCUGCUUCAUCGGAGGCCCAAGUUUCCUCCAUCUCGGAUCUAUCUGAAUGCUACAAUAUAGUACCCGGGGGUAAUUACACCGAUAAUUCUCUAAACGGGUCCGGACUAUGCCAAAAGGGCUUGGAAAUGGAUAUCCCAUCGUUGGAGCAUAGCAAUGGGUGGUAUGGUGGUGGUGGAGACGCAUUGGAUAGCUUGUGGAAUGACGAGAACACGUGGUUUUUGCAACAACAGCUUUAUGAUUAUGAGGUCUAAAACAAUGGAAUAAAAAAAAAAAAAAAAAAAAAAAGUAGAAUCUCCUUACGUGACGCAUUUAAUUCGGCAUUCAGAAGAACAAUACUAGCAUUGUUUUGGUGUUAACUUUGCUGAUCCCAUAACUUAAUUAUGUGUGAAAAAUAUUUAUAUAUGUAAGAAAUGUUACAGCAGAUUUUAUAAAAAUAAGUUCUUGAACUGACAUGGUUUAUGAUGUAUUAUUGUACGUGUAGAUUUAUUUUAUAAUAAAAUUAAUUUUAUAGUUAAUCUAUCA
Messenger RNA from Carya illinoinensis, 1246 nucleotides. RefSeq names its product transcription factor MYB108-like. Gene Ontology annotation, molecular function: sequence-specific DNA binding; DNA-binding transcription factor activity. Bases 82 to 975 code for a protein of 297 amino acids. Gene Ontology annotation, biological process: regulation of DNA-templated transcription. The transcript has 3 exons. The record is from RefSeq and is a predicted model, not a curated record. NCBI's taxonomy places the organism in Eukaryota, Viridiplantae, Streptophyta, Magnoliopsida, Fagales, Juglandaceae. Gene Ontology annotation, cellular component: nucleus.